UUAAGGAUCCAGAUGCAAGAUAACCCUUAUUUACAACUGGACAGACAAUUUACAAAUUACAUUAUUUUCUUAAACAGAUAUGCAUUUUUCAGUCACAUUUAUUUACAGAUUUUUAAUCCUCUACUUGCUGUUUGCAUGAUUUAUAAGGAGUCCAAAGUCAUUUGAGUUUGGAUCACCAUCACUAUGUGGAAAAAACAUUUUGCCUUUUGUAUUUUACUUUUGGCUGUUGCAACAGAUCAUGUAGUCUAUGGACAAAACAGAAAGAAGGGACAAAAGCCAAUUCUUCUUGCAGGAAAAGAUGAUUUUCAGGAUCCUGUGUGCUUCAUUGACAUAGUCUUUAUCUUGGACAGUUCUGAAAGUGCAAAACAUGUGCUGUUCGAUAAGCAGAAAGAUUUUGUUGAGAAUUUAAGCGACAAAGUUUUCGUAAUGAAACCUGCUAAAUUCCGGAAGUAUGAUGUCAAACUGGCAGUCAUGCAGUUCAGCAGUACAGUCAAAAUUGAUCAUCCCUUUGUAGCCUGGAAAGACCUGAAUAACUUUAAGCAGGAAGUCAAGAACAUGAACUAUAUUGGGCAUGGCACUUAUUCCUAUUAUGCAAUUUCCAAUGCCACUCAUCUGUUUAAAACUGAAGGUCGCAAGGGAAGUGUAAAAGUGGCUUUGUUGAUGACCGAUGGUAUUGACCAUCCAAAAAGUCCUGAUGUCCAGGGGAUAUCUACAACAGCUAGAGAUUUUGGAAUAUCAUUCAUUACCAUUGGGCUGUCUAGUAAAAAGGCCAGUAAAUCAAAUCUGCAUUUGUUAUCUGGAAAUCCUCCCAAUGAACCUGUUCUUAUCCUAAAUGAUCCUAAUCUCUCAGAGAAAAUAAAAGAACAAUUGGUUACCUUAUUUAAUAAGCGGUGUGAGCAAAAAUCCUGUAACUGUGAAAAGGGAGACCCAGGACCACCUGGCCCUCCUGGAGGACAUGGUGGUAGAGGGGAUAAAGGUGAUCAAGGACGAAAAGGAGACAAGGGUGAUUCUGAAAAAGGAGAAAGUGGAGAAAAAGGUCAAGUGGGGGCUCCUGGCAACAAGGGAGAAAAGGGUGGAAGAGGAGAAUGUGGGACACCAGGAUUAAAAGGAGACAGAGGAUUAGAAGGCCCUCUUGGACUAAAAGGACCCCGGGGACCACAGGGAAUCAGUGGACCACCAGGCAUGCCAGGUCCAAAUGGUAUUCAAGGAAAUAAGGGAGAGCCAGGUCCUAGUGGCCCUUAUGGUCCCACAGGACCUCCUGGUGUUGGACUUCCAGGACCUAAGGGUGACAGAGGCCAGGAAGGAAGAAUUGGGCCUCCAGGACCUAUUGGAAUUGGUGAGCCAGGAUUAACUGGGCCUCGUGGUCCUGAGGGUGUGCAAGGUGAAAGAGGGCCCCCAGGAGAAGGCUUUCCAGGCCAGAAGGGUGAAAAAGGCUCAGAGGGCCCAGCAGGUCCGACUGGAAUAGCAGGAGAGUCAAUCAAAGGUGAUAAGGGUGAAAGGGGCCCUGAAGGACCACAAGGGCCUAUAGGACCACCUGGAAUUGGCAGUCAAGGAAGCCAGGGUAUCCAAGGUCCUAAAGGUAUACCUGGGCAAAAAGGGUCUCAAGGCAUUGGUGUGCAGGGUCCAAAGGGAAAAGAGGGUGAAUCGGGACAUAAGGGUGAUCCAGGACCACCAGGAAUUGGAGUACCUGGACCGAAAGGAGAUCCCGGAACAUCAGGACAACCAGGACAACCAGGAAUGAAAGGACAAACUGGAAAUAAUGGGAAAAAGGGCGAAAAAGGAGCACCUGGUUUAAGAGGCCUAGAGGGACCAGCUGGAAAAGGAGAUGUUGGCCAAAAGGGUGAUCAAGGAGAAAAAGGAUCCCCAGGAGUAGAUGGUGCUUUAGGAUCACAAGGGCCUCCAGGACCAAAAGGUGAACCUGGAAAAAAAGGCUCAGAUGGUAGCCCUGGACCAUCCAUUCGUGGACUGCCUGGACCAAAGGGGGAGCCGGGAGAAACUGGACUAAAAGGAAGUGAUGGAAAUCCCGGAGAUUCAAUAAUGGGACCAAUGGGUAACCCAGGACCAACAGGACUACCCGGGCUACCUGGACCAAAGGGAGAUGGCUAUCCAGGUGCACCAGGACCUCCAGGACUGCCAGGCUCCCCAGGACCAAGAGGCCCUAAAGGCUUCGGAGAUCCUGGACAAAAGGGAGAGCUUGGAGCAAGGGGAUUGCCAGGACCUUCUGGGCCUAGGGGAAUAGGAAUACUUGGUCCAAAGGGAGCUGUGGGACAGAAGGGUUUGCCAGGGCCACCUGGCCCUCAGGGGGACAGCAUACAAGGAAGCAAGGGAGAACGAGGAGUUCCAGGUUUACCAGGACCUAGGGGUUCAGAGGGAUAUGGUCUCCCUGGCCCAAAGGGAGAUUAUGGGGAGAAAGGUGAUCCAGGAAAAAAAGGUGACAAAGGAGAUAUUGGAGAACCUGGACCUGCAGGACCAAAGGGGCUUAUGGGAAGAAAAGGUGAACUUGGUCUUUCUAAAGAAGAAAUUAUCAGACUUAUCAUGGAAAUAUGUGGUUGUGGCAUCAAAUGCAAAGAAACUCCACUGGAACUUGUAUUUGUGAUUGACAGCUCAGAAAGUGUUGGACCAGAAAACUUCAAAAUUGUCAAAGAUUUCGUGAAAGCACUCAUUGACCGGGUAACAGUCAACCAAGCUACAGCCCGCAUUGGCAUUAUCAACUUCAGCCACAAAGUAGAACUGGUAUCGACUCUGCAGCAAUACACAAGCAAAGACAAGCUGAAACUCGCUGUUGAUAAUAUGCAGUACCUAGGGGAAGGCACUUACACAGCUACAGCUAUCAACAAAGCCAUUGAGAUAUUUCAGGUUGCACGACCUGGGGUAAGAAAAGUGGCUGUUGUAAUAACCGAUGGACAAGCUGAUACUCGUGAUCAAUCAUUAGAUGUUGUAGUGAGGAAUGCACAUGCCAUCAACAUUGAGAUAUUUGUAAUUGGGGUGGUUCAAAAGUCUGAUCCCAACUAUGAGGAUUUUCUGAAAGAACUGGACCUCAUUGCUACAGACCCUGACAGUGAACAUGUUUACCAGAUAGAUGACUUCAUCACACUGCCCGCUCUAGAAAAUAAUCUCUUCAAACAAAUUUGUGAGAAUGACUCCAGCUCCAUACUCACCAGAGUCUUCAGUUCAACUUCAACUCCUCACCCUGGAUUUGAAACACGCAAUGAACGUAUUGAUCAGUCUGGUAAAAUUUCAACCCCAGAACUUUAUGUCCAUCCACCUACGCAAGAAACUGUCAAUUUUCUGAGCCCUCAAGGGAUUGAUAGAGACACAGUGCUGUUGACUUCCACACCAGAUUAUAUUGCCACCACUCCUAUUCAAGGGAGCAUUCCUGGUAUUCACAGACAAUCAGGGACUUCUUCUCUUUAUGGCAGACCUGAGGAUGUAGAAACUAGAGCUAGUCCAGAUGAACCUCGGCCAUUCAAAAAAAUCACACCUAUAGAAUGGCCAGUACCAGUUCUGCAGCCUCAUGUAAUAGCAACUAAAAAAGAUCCUAGAUGCUUGGAGCCUAUGAACUCAGGAGACUGUCGAGAUUAUCAGAUGAAGUGGUAUUAUGAUAAGGAUGCCAAUUCUUGUGCCCGAUUCUGGUAUGGUGGUUGUAAUGGCACCAGAAAUAGGUUCGAGGAAGAAAGAGAAUGUCAGGAAACCUGUAUUUAUGGAUGAACAAAAAUUACAUUUUGGAUUGGUGAAGCUGAAUGUUUCUG
Messenger RNA from Pelodiscus sinensis (Chinese soft-shelled turtle), 3749 nucleotides. It is a transcript of the gene COL28A1, whose product is annotated as collagen type XXVIII alpha 1 chain. NCBI's taxonomy places the organism in Eukaryota, Metazoa, Chordata, Testudines, Trionychidae. Gene Ontology annotation, biological process: extracellular matrix organization. Gene Ontology annotation, molecular function: extracellular matrix structural constituent conferring tensile strength; serine-type endopeptidase inhibitor activity. The record is from RefSeq and is a predicted model, not a curated record.